AUGUUCAAGAUCAUGGAACUGAUGGAGAUGCCAGAGAUGACAGUAUACUGGAGUAUGGUUCGUGGUGGUGAUCGAGCCAGGGCGAUAGAUGGACAUUGGGAGCGACUUGUCGAGUACAUGAUGAACAAUGAAGUUGACCAAUGUAGAUGUUGUGGACCAAGGAAACGUCGUGGAGAGGAUUAUGAUCACGUGUACAUGUGGUCGUACAGAGACACGUGCUUUAUGUACGAGUUCAAGGAUGAUGACUACUGUAAGAAGAGUGUGGCACAUUACGCACCCAACACUAGAAUAUCGGACAUUGUAACCCGCGAGGAUGACAUGACAUCAAAGGAGCUCACUUGGUGGCAUCACUCACAGAUGGGUGCACCAGCCUUUGAUCGGGUCAAUGGAUACUUCCCAUCGACUGACGUCUGCCCAGGUUGGUACGUCGUACUCGAGAGCGAAAGCAAACGCAAGCUCAGGAAGAGGAUCUUGGACAAGGUGACAGGGAGGACAUACUUUGGUCGUGGUAAUGGUUCAGUGCAGGCGGAUGAUGACCUCGACUACGAUAUGCUUGAUGGGUUCGAGUGA
Messenger RNA from Acytostelium subglobosum LB1, 570 nucleotides. RefSeq lists its product as hypothetical. Bases 1 to 570 code for a protein of 189 amino acids. The transcript has a single exon. The record is from RefSeq and is a predicted model, not a curated record. NCBI's taxonomy places the organism in Eukaryota, Evosea, Eumycetozoa, Acytosteliales, Acytosteliaceae.